ACAUUGACAUGCAGUCUAGACUUGCUCCUAUGGUGGCAGUGAGUUGCUGCUUUCCUGCAUAGUAUCUCAGGGGUUAAGUCAAGGUAUUAGGUGGCUCAGGUGUGAUAGCUAAUGGGGUUUUGGUUCACUACAGACAUUCAAACAAGGCAAAGCAUGGCAAGUCCUCCAUUCCACUUUUUGUGAAGAACGCUGAGGAUCUUCGCAAUGCUACCAUGCUUGGUAGUAUGUCAGGUCCUUGUUUUCCUUGUGCUGGGACAACAAACUGAUGAAGUUUACGCUGGGAGUCUGGAGGAUGAUGGCGAUAAAAAUGGUAUCCAGGCUAUUGAAAGUGAAAACCAAGUCAAUGUAGGGUUUGAGCCAAGUUCAGUGCAUACCUUUAUGGCAGAAAAGAGCUGUCUCGUCAAGUUAAGAAAAGAUUUUGGCACCUUUUACCCUCCUGUGGUUUAUGGGAAUACUAACAUUAAUUUGUGGUGUAACUGGACUAUUUUAGCUGCACCAGGAAAACACAUUGUAAUCUACAUAGAUGGAUUUCAAACAAACACAAACUGCGAUGACAACCGUGCCCAAAUAAUUUUUGAAACGUUUUCAUCAUCUGUUGAAUCCACCAUUGUGUCUGCUUGUUGGAAUAAGCCUACACAUGUUUUUGCGGCUCAGGCCCUUGCAGUCAAUGUUAUACUACUAUGGCAGACAUUUUCACUUACUGAUUCACUCAAAUAUUUUAAAGGACGAUACUAUAUCUUUGAUGACCCUGCUGCUGGUCUAAAUGCUCAUUUAUGUAAAUGUUCAUUAAAACCAUAUACGUCUGUGACUGUACCAGUUGCAACAGUACUUGGAAUCCCACCAACAAAUGUACGUCCAGUAUAUUCUUCUCUACCUUCAACAUUGUCUACUAGCAAGUUGCCUUAUAUUGGCACCAAGGUUUCUGAAUCUUACCAUGACCGAGACCAUGAAGUUGCAAUUGCUACUUCCCAGCCACCUCUACGUGUUACUCACUAUUUAACUGAAGGUACCUUUGCUAUUAACUUGUCAAAGGAUGUUCCAAGCACAGUAGUACAGGUUCCUUCCCCACCAUCUAAGGUUGUCAAGCCACCCUCCUCACAUUCUUCUGUCAUGGAUGAAGACAAACCUAUUGAUAUAGAGACCACAGAAGACCUACAGCCAAGUUAUGUGGGGCAGUGGGAAACUACAUCUCAAUCAGACUGGAUAUUGGGAAAAACACUUUCUAUGUCAGAAACACCAGUGCCAAGUACAGCACAUAUUGAGAUUCCUGUGGCACCCCAUUUUAGUGGAGCUCAUGAUUCGGAGCUGCGUGUUACUCCCCAUUUCAGCACAACCUAUCUUACCGAUCUUCCAAUGACUGUGCAUUAUGGUACUGCACAUGUUGUUGGGCUACAUAAGGCUACUCCUACAAGGAAACCCUAUACUGCAAAGCUUCCAAAAACUCCACAUUUUGGAAUAUCUCAUACUGAGCCCGAUGGGACAGAGCAAUUCAGCGAAACCAAUAAUAUUCAAGUUUCCACACCUUUUACUGCUGCUCUUUUAGCUGAGCUCACUAAAAUCCAUCAUUUCAGUGAAGGACAGUUUAUGAUGACACCACCAGUUAGUGCAGCCCAACAGACUGAAUUUCCUCGGGAUAAUGUUGCAAGUAUUGUCAAAAGACCUAAAAAACCUGCUGUUAAUGCAACUGCUGAAAGUAUGAAACAUGACUUUACAGCUGACGGGCACACAAUAGAAACCUCAACAGCAGCUCCCCUUAUUUCACCAGCAUGGUUUUCGUCCAAAUUUCCAACAAGUCAAGAGGGUAUUUCUCAUCCAAAGCCUCAGGCCUUGUUACCAACAACCAAGUCAUUGAGUAAGGAACGUGGUAGCCAGACUGUCACUGAACCUGAAAAAACUCAAGUUUUUCAGCCUGUGUCAUUUAGUACUGUACAUCUUGAAAAUAAUUUGCAAAUAGGUAGGACUGUGAGUGCUGUGCUGGGAUUUCGUAUAAAUGUUCUUGGCAGCAGCUACUCAACAAGCCUUCCAGCAGCUAAACAGAUAGUUAGUGGCUCACCUCCACAGAGCAAAGUGCUGGUCUCAGGUCAAGAGGGAGUCCCUAAAGAUGUGUCUUCUUCCUCUCAACCAAGAUUUGACAUUCAGCCCAAACUUUUUGGGAGCUCACGCCGAAUUACAGAAACCAAAAAGGAAGGCACUCUUAAAAGGAACAACGUUUCAACAGUCCCAGAAAAUAACAUUUUACCAACUGAGGAAUACAAGUCUACAGAAAUAUUUUCAAAGGUUCUAGGAUGGAUUGGUCGUUGGUUGGUAAAUCCUAGCGGACAUGAUUCAGGUCAUGAAAAUAAAACGGCCACACAACCUGUAACAAGCACAGCCAUGCCAUAUAAAUCUUCCUCUACUCAGCUAUUGAUACAUUUUCCCUUACCUCUACCACAUUCACCAUCUGACAGGUCGCACCCAUCUCUGGAUGUAGAUGUUUUAAAAAAGAUCAAAAUGACCACUGCUGGCCAUAGUAAAAUUACAGUACAAAGUAAUGCAAGUCAUGCAAAUUAUAAUCUUGAUCUGAACCAAGAAAGUGAAGAUCCAAUGAGUGAUGACUUUGAUUUAUCUGGAAAUGAAACCGAUCUUGGAUUUCCUCAUCACCCUGGAGAUUCCUUAUUUAAGAUUACAGCUGAAAUACAGCACCAACAUGUCAUGUUGAGGGAAUGGGAGAAGGAACUUGUAGAUGUUGUCAAAGCAAAGAUUACAGAAAAAAUGACUUACAUUCCCAGUGGAGAGAAAACGCUUAUUCUAAAGAAAGUCAUACUGACAAAUCCAAAAAAGCUAACGCUGAUUUUUUGGCUGCGUCUACAUCUUGGAGAGAAGGGAAUGGGAAACUUCAUCAAGACACAAGUAAAGGCACUGGAGGGCCAGCUCAUGGGGAAAGUUGGUGCAAAGAUGGAGUCUCUUUCAGUUAAAGAUGUUAAUGAAUGCCAGCUUGGGAUACAGAACUGUGAUAUUAAGGCUCAGUGUGCCAAUGAAUUUGGCAGCUAUUCUUGUCAGUGUAUAAAAGGGUAUGAAGAUCACUCUCCCGCUGCUCCAGGGACUGUAUGCAUCGCUCCUCAGUCAGCAGAGAUUUACUCCCUAUCAGAACAAAUGGAAGUUCUAGUUGCCUCCCUUGGUGGUGUUGCAAUCACUUUGUUGCUUGUUAUUCUCCUCCUGUGUGUUGCCCAUCUUAGCAGACGUACCAAAGCUAACUUUAGACUGCGAGAGAGAUCAAAAGAAAAUCAAGAUGCUCCCUCUACAGGCGCAUUACCUGCUUCUCAGAGUCAGUGUGGCCAAAUGCUGCCCAGCCUUGCAAGGCACAAGUCACCCCGACAAAGCAAAGGACACUACACCGCCAGAGACACCUCCAGCACUCUGGAACUGACCAAUAUAACAUUUGAACAAACCGCAAUCUAAUGAUUUUGUAUUAAUGAACUAAAGGUAGAAAAUGGCCAUGUGAUGCAUACAUUAAACUAUGUUGGUAUUGUUUAA
Molecule: messenger RNA, 3513 nt
Organism: Rana temporaria (common frog)
Lineage: Eukaryota; Metazoa; Chordata; Amphibia; Anura; Ranidae
Exons: 10
Coding region: 205-3438 (1077 amino acids)
Molecular function (GO): calcium ion binding
Source: RefSeq, a predicted model, not a curated record